Prorocentrum cordatum is the source of this 1628-nucleotide messenger RNA. The record is from the annotation of a GenBank genome assembly. Lineage: Eukaryota; Dinophyceae; Prorocentrales; Prorocentraceae.
GUUGCCGCACGUGCCGCUACAACUGGCCAGAGACGGCAGCCGCAGACAGCAAGCAAGAUGAACUCGCCAAGCAGGCACUCGCGAAGCUCGGCCUCGACCAGGCCAGCCUGCCGGCCCUGCAGGCAGGCGCCACGGCCGCCGAGGCUGGGGACGGGGCCGCGGCGGAGGCAGCCGCCCAGCUGGCCAAGCUCCCCGUGCUCACGCCUGCGCCGCCAGAGCCACCGCCGCCCGAGCCCAAGCUCGGGGUGCGCCUGGAGGCCGCGGCCCUGCGCCGGCGCCAGGCCCAGCAACACCAGGAGAAGGUGGCAGGGCAGCUCACGCGCAACGAGCAGAACCGCAAGGAGCUCAUCACGAAGCUGGACGAGGCCAUCGGAGAGACCCUCGCGGCCAGGCAGGUGCUGGACCUCCUGCAGCACGAGGUCCAGCAGGCCGGUGGAGGCAAAGGCGCGGUGGCCGACGACACCAGCACCACCGCGGCGCCCGACGCGAAGGUGGACUUCCCCGAGCUCGACGAGGAGGACCUCGAGCUGCUCGACGAGCCCGCCCAGGCCAAGGGUAUGCUCGAGGCUUGCAAGAAGGAGGGCUGCUCGGUCAAGGAGGUGUCGGCCACGCUCCGCGAGCUGCAGGCCAAGGUCCGGUGCCACAAGCGAAGGCGCGGAGAAGACGGCAAGGGCGCUGCUGCCCCGCCGCCACCGGAGGCUGAGGGCAGUCCCAAGGCGGCCGAGGCAGGAGGCGCGGGCAGCAGUGGCGGCAGCGGCCCCGUCGACUUCUCCGACCCCGACCAGAUGGCCAAGUACAUCGAGCAGACCGCCCAGAUCAAGGCCCGCCAGAAGGUCGCCGUCGCGAAAGGAGGCGACUCCGUCGCGCUCGGCAAGAGAGGGAAUCCUGUCUUCCUCAACGGGCAGGGCAGUAGCCACUACUGCGACGACAUGAACUCCACGCAGGUGCGCUUCGAGGGCGACGUGCACUGGGGCGUCUCGCCGAACCCUUCAGGGGGCCUCGAUGACAGGGCGGCUGGCAGCCCAGCGGGAGCCAGCGCGAGCACGGAGACCAAGGAGUGGAAGUGGCAGGUCUCCACCAUGGGCAGCUGGUGGCCGCUCAAGCACCGCGAGUGCCUGCAGGUCUUCUUCGGCAGCUGCAGCCAGUGCAACGACGCGGCCAAGGCUUUCGUCGAGGCAGGCCAAGCGUUCGACCUGCUCGGCUUGGCGGAGCACCACCCUGGCAAGGAGCAGUGCGACGCUGAGGAGCAGCGCCUCAGGAAGUUCGGUUGGCGCUCACUUCACUCGUGGACAGCUGCCACCCCCAGCAAGCAGGCAGCACCGCCUGACGAGCGUGCUGGCACGCAUGGGGGCACAUGCUGGCUUCGGCGCAACGAGCUCAAUACCUUCUCGCACUUGGCUGACAAGACGGGACGAAGUGUCUUCCACGACCAGUUGACAGCCGCCACGGUCACGAUCGCUCGCGUCCAGAACGGCGCCUUCGCGUUCAUCAGCUGUUAUCUGGACUGCAGCAUCGGCCUCCAGGGUGCCAACGCCACGAAGAUGGGCAAUCUGUUGAGGCUGACGCGCUCACUGGGUGUGCCGUGGUUCAUCCUGGCAGACUUCAACUGCACCCCUGAGGAGAUGUGA